This is a messenger RNA of Phycodurus eques (leafy seadragon), 833 nucleotides long. Its product is annotated as ferritin, middle subunit. Gene Ontology annotation, molecular function: ferrous iron binding; ferric iron binding. NCBI's taxonomy places the organism in Eukaryota, Metazoa, Chordata, Actinopteri, Syngnathiformes, Syngnathidae. The record is from RefSeq and is a predicted model, not a curated record. Gene Ontology annotation, cellular component: cytoplasm. The transcript is spliced from 4 exons. Bases 180 to 710 code for a protein of 176 amino acids. Gene Ontology annotation, biological process: iron ion transport; intracellular iron ion homeostasis.
GCUCUUUUGGUUCACAGCGGAAAAGACGUCUGGAUGUUCUUGCUUCAACAGUGAUUGAACGGAACGUCUUUCGUCCUUUUGUUUUGACUUUACAGCCGUGCCGUACUCGUUAGACGACAAAGUAGCCUUUUUGUUUUUGUACUUUCUUUUGUAAGAAAAGCCAAAACACGCCAGCUAAGAUGGAGUCUCAAGUGCGUCAGAACUACCACCGCGAAUGCGAGGCCGCCAUUAACCGAAUGGUCAACAUGGAGCUGUUCGCCUCCUACACCUACACUUCGAUGGCCUUUUACUUUGACCGAGACGAUCUAGCCCUCCCAGGCUUUGCCCAUUUCUUCAAGGAGAACAGUGAGGAAGAGAGGGAGCACGCCGACAAGCUGCUGUCCUUCCAGAACAAACGAGGUGGACGCAUCUUCCUCCAGGAUGUCAAGAAACCAGAGCGUGAUGAGUGGGGGAGCGGGCUCGAAGCCAUGCAGUGUGCCUUGCAGUUGGAGAAAAAUGUCAACCAGGCUCUGCUGGAACUGCACAAACUGGCCUCCGACCACGUGGACCCUCAUCUGUGCGACUUCCUGGAAAGCCAUUACCUGAACGAGCAGGUGGAGGCCAUUAAGAAGUUGGGCGACUACAUCAGCAACCUGAGCCGCAUGGAUGCCCAAAACAACAAGAUGGCAGAGUACCUGUUUGACAAGCACACUCUGGGCAGCAAGAGCUAAAUGCUUUUUGAAAGCCUGCUGCCGCCAUCUUAAGCUGAAUGGGCCUCGACAUUCAUUCUGUACCUCUGGUUAAGGUUUUUGUGGCUGUUUGGCAGUAUUCUGAAUAAAGAUGUUUGAGCUGGA